AUGGCUCCCAAGAAAAGUUCUGCUAAGACUAAGGCUAAGUCUACAUCUAACACUUCUAAGUCUACUUCUGGCCCUGCAACUAGAGGUACUACAACAGCAAGGAAGACAGCAGCAGCACCAAGGAGUGCUCCCAGCAGUGCUGCAGCCAAACCUACCAGCCAUACCACCAGAGCAAAGGCUACUACAUCUACUUUCAGUGCAGCAGAAGCCAAGAAAUUAGAGGCACUCAAAAAGGUUGAAAAGAAGGCAGCCUUAAAGAAAGCGGAAACACAGAAAAAAUGGUGGUUUAUUACAGAAACUAGGAAGAGAACGGCAGCAAUGCUGGCCAAGGAGUCAGCUGACUUUGAGGAGGAGGAUAACCAUGAAGACGGUGAAGAGGGAGAAGAUGAGAGUGUAAUCUCUGCUACUAGGUGGCCAAGGAAGUCAAGGAAGGUAACUUUUGAUUCCAGUGAUGAUGAGGCAGAGGCACCGGCAGAGGACCCUCUGGAAGAGGAUGAAGCUAAUCCCAGCUGUGCUAAGGAUAUCUUAUGUCUAGAAGAUUCUUCUGAUGAAGAACCCACUCCAGAAGAAUCACCUGCAAAUGUUUCAGUGGAAGAUGCUUCUUCAACACAUAUGCUGCAGGACUAUGAGAUCGUCAUCAAGUCUAUCCAUGCUAAUAUCUCUAACACCACUGCCAGCAAGGGUGCUACUAAGGUCACUCUUAAUGAUUUUAAUAGUCCCAGGGCGGCCAAAAUGGAAGAAGUUCAAGCAGAUGAUGAUCUCAAAGGCAAGCUUGUAGCCUAUUGGCCAAGUAAGAACUAUAUUGGCAAUAACCUCAAGGAAGCUGUAGACUGGUUGUUAUUGGAUGAAGUGUUCCUGUAUGACGGUAUAGAUCUGGAGGCCAGGACAUAUGACAAGUCCAGAAUAUGGAUGAACAAUGCAUUCGCUUACUUGAUUGAAGAUACUUUUUGGUCUGUCAAAGGUGACACAGUGAAGAUGGGAAAGAAAGGUAACACCUACUGUUACAGCUAG
This is a messenger RNA of Suillus discolor, 1011 nucleotides long. RefSeq lists its product as uncharacterized. The record is from RefSeq and is a predicted model, not a curated record. Lineage: Eukaryota; Fungi; Basidiomycota; Agaricomycetes; Boletales; Suillaceae. The transcript has 7 exons. Bases 1 to 1011 code for a protein of 336 amino acids.